CAGCAGCUAAAAAAAAUCCAAGUAACCAAAAAAAUCCCCUUCCCCCGCCGCAACUCCCCCAGCGGGGGCCCGGGGCUGAGGCGGCUGCAAGCGGGGGUGGCCCGGCGCAGAGCCCCGGGGAUCUCGGUGCAAGGGCUGGGCUGGGCAGGCGGAGUUGGGGGGGCUGCCGCCUCCUUCCCCCCCCCCCUUUGUGUGCAGCAGACUCCGCUCCGCUGCUGUGAGAUGAAUUGUUAAUUAUUCCCAGCAAAAAAGCGGCUCGGAGCCCCGGCCCGAGCGGGGGGCGAGCGGCUGCCGGCGCGUAUGUGGAGAGUCUGAGUCCACCCCACUCCGCCCAGCGCGCAGUGACCAAUCAUGGACGUGCAGCCCCAGGAAGCUUCCCUGACGGUUAACGAGCAAGGUUUGUGCCCGUUGAGAUCUUACUUACGCUUUGCUGUCUGCUUCCAGGUCAUUGUGAUGUCGAGUCAUGAGACUAUCCGAGUGCUGGAGGUGGGAGUGGACGCCCCACUUCCAGCAGAGGAUGAUGGGAAAGCUUUGGAACCAACAGCUGGAGAGGUCGCAAGUAGCUGCCCCGUGGAAACAAGUGAACCAGGAAGAGAAGAUGUGCAGGCAAACCUAGAGACCACGUGUGGAGGGACAACUGGUGAAGUAAAGUCACUGCCUGGAAUAGCUCCCGCCAGCGUCUCAUCUGUCACCACCUUCAGCCCAGCAACGAGCCAGCCGACCCAAACCCUAACUCCCUUGGCAGUGCAAGCCGCGCCACAGGUCUUGACUCAGGAAAACUUAGCAACAGUUGUGACAGGAGUAAUGGUUCCAGCAGGGGCAGUUACUCAACCUCUUCUUAUCCCCAUCAGUAUUGCAGGUCAAGUGGCUGGUCAGCAGGGGCUGGCUGUGUGGACAUUUCCUACAGCAACGGUCGCUGCCCUUCCCGGACUGACGGCUGCUUCUCCUACAGGGGGAAUUUUCAAACCACCUAUAGCCAACUUGCAAGCUGCUGCGGUGCUGAACACGGCAGUGCCAACUCCCGUGCAGCCUGCCCAGCCACUGCAGGCUCCGCAGACGGUCCAGCCGCGGCCCUCCAUCCAAACGCAGGCCGUGUUCCAGCCGCAGCCCUCGCUCCAGAGCCCACCGGCCAUCCUGCCCCAGCCCGCUGCCGCCCCACCGCCACCCGCGGGAAAGCCGUUGGAGACGCAGACGCAAAUCACAGUCCAGCCUGCGGGAUUUGCCUUUAACCCUGGCAUAAUCAGUGCGGCUUCUCUCGGCGGGCAAACCCAGCUCCUCAGCUCGCUGGCCGCCGCCCCGGUGAUCGCGAACACCAUUCCCAGCGUCCAAGGGAUAACGAGUCAGAUCCUGACCAAUGCCCAGGGACAGGUCAUUGGGACGCUGCCCUGGGUGGUGAACCCGGCUGGGAUCACGACGGCCAGCGCCACCCCAGCUGUUUUGCCAGCCCAGAACCUGCAGGUGCAGGCGGUGACCCCGCAGCUGCUGCUGAACGCCCAAGGGCAAGUCAUUGCUACAUUAGCCAGCAGCGCCCUCCAGACGGCGGCCAUCAGGAAACCCAGCGCCCCAGAGUCCCCAGCAAAGAACGAGAUUCAGCCAAUCCAGCCUGCCCCUGCUCUGCCCCAGCCAGCUGUGGUCAUCGCAAACCCAGCCCCUGCUGCUAAGCCCUCUUCCGUGCCUGUUCCCAUCACUUGCUCGGAGACCCCGACAGUGAGCCAACUCGUUUCCAAGCCUCAAACUCCUAAUACGGGCAUCGAGGAGGAUGGAAUCAACCUAGAGGAGAUUCGGGAGUUUGCCAAGAACUUUAAGAUCCGACGUCUGUCUCUGGGCCUGACGCAGACACAGGUGGGUCAAGCUUUGACGGCUACGGAAGGACCUGCCUACAGCCAGUCUGCCAUCUGCAGGUUUGAGAAGCUGGACAUCACCCCCAAGAGCGCCCAGAAGCUGAAGCCCGUGCUGGAGAAGUGGCUGAGCGAGGCCGAGCUGCGGAACCAGGAAGGGCAGCAGAACCUGAUGGAGUUUGUGGGCGGCGAGCCCUCCAAGAAACGCAAGCGCCGCACCUCCUUCACGCCCCAGGCCAUCGAGGCCCUCAACGCCUACUUCGAGAAGAACGCCCUGCCCACCGGCCAGGAGAUCACCGAGAUCGCCAAGGAGCUCAACUACGACCGCGAGGUCGUCCGGGUCUGGUUCUGCAACCGCCGACAGACACUCAAAAACACUAGCAAACUCAACGUCUUUCAGAUCCCCUAGGGGGGCAGGUGGGAGGAGAGAACCCUGCCCGUCUCAGCCCGGCCACCCCCAGGAUCCUGCCGUGAGCACUUUGUGACUAACUGUUCCCUAGGCCUUGCCCCUGCCCACCUCCUCCCCCAGCCCCACUAGCCCAGCUUCGCUGACUGCAGCCGGGCAUUAUUUCCCCCCCGCCGUAUGCAUAUAUCCGUGCCCUUCAUCCUCACAGGAUCUGACCAUGUACACGUCGGCCAUCACACGCCUAGCUCCUUCCUUCUCUUGCUCCUGAGUGUAACAUGUAGUGAGUGCUAGAGAAUCAUAGAAUCAUAGAAUAUCAGGGUUGGAAGGGACCCCUGAAGGUCAUCUAGUCCAACCCCCUGCUCAAAGCAGGACCAAUUCCCAGUUAAAUCAUCCCAGAAGUGGGAAGUGGGCAGAAGUGGGGCAGGGCACAGGGAGUGCUGUGAUCCGUGCAUUUCUGUGUCACACAAAUAUGUCAGCCACACGAACGACUUUCUUCUUUUCUAGAAUUUCCUGUUUCUCCAAGGUAGCGUCAGGGCCUGCCAGGAGGCCGGUUGGGUCCGGGAACAGGCAGAUGUGAAGCCUGCUUCAUUUCAGUCCCUUUUUAUUUCGGAACCCUGGCUGUCCCGUGUGAGACACAAGCUCUUGGUAUCUAACGGUAUCUAGGCAGAGUAGCUUAAUUUAUAUCCCCUUCCCUAUGAGUACAAAGCACUAUCCAUCAAAAGACUUUAAAAGGAAGUUUCUGCAUAUGAUUAGCUGCUAGGGCUUGGGAUCACGUGUAAAGAGCCAGUAGGUAGCUCUCUUACUAACCUCAUUUGCCAGAGGAGAACCGGCCACCUGCGUCCUGGCAUCUCCCCUGCCACCCUUGGGAAACGGAAGGUUCAAUUGCACUAAAUGGGAUUGUUUCUAGAGGAAGAAAUGGACAGAACCAGCCGGGCCAGGCAGCUUCUUCACCAAAGUGAGGCCUCUGAAGGUGGACAGGGUGUGAGCCCUUUCAUUUGCUCCAUCCUCUUUCUUUUUUCGCGUUGGCUCCUGUUGAAGUCAAGCGUUACACGUUCCCCUGCUAGGGCUCGAGCCUGGGGAUCUAAAGCAUGGGCCUCUGUUAGCUGGGAGGCACAAACCACUCUAAGUGGUCUCACCAGGAGAGGGGGACCAAAGAGCCAUGCCGUGGAGCCGGGGCUCUACAGGGUACAUUUACCUUCCUCCUGCAGGGUUCUACGCUUACCUUUUGAGCGUGGCUUUUCUGAAGGGGGUAAUCUGGAAAACGAAAGGACGGGCCAACUCUUGCUAAGUGCUGGAAGGGGGAUGGGGAAGUGGCAGCAGCUGUAAGAGAAGAGACCAUCAGCUGAUUGUCUUGUCGACUUGCCAAGUGAAGGGGGGGCCGACUCCAAGCCAUCAGCGCCAGCCCUCCUCCCUGUGGGAAAGUGGCCAGGCAAAGGACUGAGACUCUUUACAAUGGAGACGAACCAGGCCCGGGGUGUGUGUGUGGAAGGAACAGCCUUCAGCUUUGAACUACAAAGUCCCUCCUUGUGCGGCUCAACAAUCAGGAGACGCUCUCCAGGGGGCGUCAAUGCCUUCUUUAACCAGCAGCCUUUUAGAGCGCGUCGGAUGUCGCCUGAACGUGUCGUCCCCUGCCACCGCCUGUGUGGCGUCAUGGCAAAGCGCGCCAGAGCCCAGCUCUCAGGCUGGAUGCAGGCAGGUGGGAUCUGUCCCGAGAUCUCUCCCAGGUGCCCUCUUUCUAAGCUGGGUUCAGUGCAAAAGGGGAAUAAGUGGAGGAAGCUGUGUGUAUUAGGGUCCUUCAGGGAGGGUGGGGCCAGCCUGUUCCUGUCUGUAUAUGCACUGUGUGUCUUUAACAUAAGAAGGGAAUGGGAGGUGUGUUUUGAUGUCAUGUGAAAGCCAAAAUAUAUAUAUAUACAAAUGAUUUCACAAUAUCCCUUAACUGUAAACCCAGGAAAAGGUCCUAUUUGGUACUGCCUCUUCUGCUUAUCUUAAAGAGACAGUGCUGGUUGCCUCGGGCCUAAGCAUUUAAAAAAACCAAACCAAACCAAGGUCUAAAUUUCAGUCCCAAAGCAGAUCAUCAGAAAGUAGCUUCUGCUGCUAAGUGGAGUGGGAGGUUCUGUUUGCCUGCAUGGUAAUGAGAGGUGGUAUCAGAUCCUGUCACAAUUUCAUCUGCAGCCAGGGGCCCACCUACGGGCUAGGAAAGCGUCAGGUAGCCCAUUAGGAUGAGAAUCUGGUUUCGGUGUCAGCUGGCCCUAUGCUUUAUGGGAGCUUCCAGUGUCCCACAAAGUUCUCUUUAUCCCAGGAGAUAUAGGAUGGUUAUGGGUCUGACAUCCUGAUCUCCAGGACACAUCCCAGAGGCUAGUCGUUAUUCCUAGAGGAAUCUCAAAAGAGGCUGUGUCCUAGUUCAUCGCCCACCUUCCGAAUGGCAGCAGGAGUGAGCUUUCUGCUCCAGAAGGGUGGCGCUGGGGGUUCAGCGUAACUCGCUGCCAGGCAAAAUGUUUAUACGUCACGUUGAUUUGGGGACAGCCGACCUGGGCGGGAUGGGGGUCAGUUGAGGGUCUUGCUGAACUCAAAAGCUGCUUUGGUUUUACCGCAUUUUUAUCGGGCAAAGACGGCGUUCCACAGAUCUGCCUGCAGGCUGAAUGGAGCGCGAGUGUCACCAGCCCAGGACCAUGAGACUCAGCCGGGAGAGGAGGAACAGGGGAAAGACUAAGCAGAUUAAUUUGGAAGCAGCUGCUGCCCCCACAAGCAGACUUCAGUCCCAGCAUCAGCAGGGCGAUUCUGCUGUGCAGUAGAAUUUCUUGGCACCUUCCCUUCCAAUCAGGCUUUCGCUAGCAUGUUUGGGUGGUCCCCUGCCCUGAGUUGAUGCUGCUGUUCCCAAGAUGCUACAAGCAAAGCUAGCCAUUCCGUUGGCUGCCUGGUGUGGGGGUGAUACCAAUGCCACACCGGCAUUGCUGAUUCCCCAAACCUCUGCCCCGUUCAGAGCAGAACGGGGUGCUCGAGGGGCGCAUCUGAAUCUGUCCAAAGAAGGUUUCUUAGAGGGAGGGUUGUGAUUUUUUGUUUUUCAGGAAGUACCUUUCCGGAUCUGCUGUCCCUCCACCUCCGUUUGGAAUAGCUAGGGCAGGGUUGGCAGGCAAAUUCCUCCCUAAUAAAGGUGAUCCAUCUCCCUCUUUCCCUGCCCUAAGAGAUGAGUGUUUCAGUGAUUUCCAGACACGGCCAGAGUGGUGGGCAGGACUGGGAGCAAAAGCGGUUUCAUUAUCAUCCUUGUAGCAGGAGGUGGUUUAAAUGCCGCCGCCCCGGGUCAAUCAGAACCCAACAUGCUAUCACCAGUCCUGUGUCUCCAGCUUCCAAUCUCCAGGGCUCCCCGCACUAAGCCAGUCCUCAUUGGGCGGGCCAUUCCCCUUUGCUUCAGUUAACACCACUGCCUAGUUUCAAGAGAAGCUGGUGGAUUUCAGAGUGCCGUGUGAGGUGGUGUAAG
Caretta caretta (loggerhead turtle) is the source of this 5719-nucleotide messenger RNA. RefSeq names its product POU class 6 homeobox 1 (gene POU6F1). Gene Ontology annotation, biological process: regulation of transcription by RNA polymerase II. The record is from RefSeq and is a predicted model, not a curated record. NCBI's taxonomy places the organism in Eukaryota, Metazoa, Chordata, Testudines, Cheloniidae. Gene Ontology annotation, molecular function: DNA-binding transcription factor activity, RNA polymerase II-specific; RNA polymerase II cis-regulatory region sequence-specific DNA binding.